Molecule: messenger RNA, 1452 nt
Organism: Malassezia pachydermatis
Lineage: Eukaryota; Fungi; Basidiomycota; Malasseziomycetes; Malasseziales; Malasseziaceae
Exons: 1
Coding region: 1-1452 (483 amino acids)
Source: RefSeq, a predicted model, not a curated record
AUGCAAGUGCGUCACGGUGCCGUGCGCAACACGCAUCUCGACACGUUCAACGUCGACGCAAUGAGUGCAGUGGACAAUCCCCCACCACCUCCGCCACGCAGUCGCGCCCGUGGUACGCCCAAGCGUCCUACAGCAGAGAAAAAGGGCGCAUCGACUGAAAAGUCGGAAGAGCCCACAGACGCCUCUGAGAGCGGCGAUGUAUUCACAGAUGCGCCGGCCUCGCAGGAGACGCACCCUGAAGUGGAACGCUUGCAGACGCUCCUUGUGCAAAAAGAAGAAGAACUUGCUCAUAUGAAGAAAGAGCUGGAAGAAGCAGUAUCAGCGCGUGAUGAUGUUGUUGAGCGGCAUACAGACUGGCUCAAAGAGCGUGAGGAACUGCGUGGCGAAAUGGACGCCUUGCAAAACCAGAUCGCAUCGGAGCGUGAGCGUGCCGAUGCUGCCGAGGAACGUGUGCGUGACCUGCGUCGUACCAAUGAAGAAAGCCGUCGUGCGAUUAUGCGCUUGCAGCAGUCGCGCCCUGGCACACCGCGCACAGAGAGCGAGACGAGUGAGCGUUUGACGCGCCGCUCCAGUGCGAUACUUAGCUCACUAGCCCCGCGCUCCAUCUCCGGUGCAUCUGAGGCCGAUUCCGAGACGGAACGCACAGGUUUGCGUGACUUACGCUUAGUCUCACCUUCGCAGGCUUCGACGGAUGGAUUCUCGCCCGUGCUGGGAGCCAAGAGUCCAGAAGAGGCUUCUGUGGUACCAGAGACGGACUUGCCGAAAGAAGACACAGAGACUGUGGGCGCCGCAGACGAGGGGCAGAGUCCUGGCCAUGCCACAUCGCCUUCGGGCAUUACUGGCCUCUUUCCCUCGUCCUUACUUCGUCCGCCCUUCUCUCUUCUGCGCAAGAGCCCCAGCUCAGACGCCAACAGUGUGCCUGUAGCUGGAUCGAGUGAAGAUGCGACUAUGCAGAUGGAGCAACUCCGCUCUGAGCAUGACAAGGCACAAGAACGUGUGAUGGCACUCGAAAAGGAGCUGACAAGUAUGCAAGACCAGCUGACGGAAUCGCGCGAGGCGCAGCAGGCAAGUGAAACGUUGAUCAAAUCGCUGCGUGAAUACAUUGUAAAUGCGGGUCAAGGUAGCUCACUGCCUACAGACACGCCCAGCUUGGAAGAAAAGGCAGAGACAGGCGCUACGAUGGACGUUACCGAGAAUGUGCUUGUGAGCCAAGAUGAAACAGAGAGCGAUGCCAAGCCUCUCACAGAGGCCGACAUCCAGAAAGAAGACCCAGCUGUCUCAGCUACUGUGCAAGUCGACGCUGAAGAGCGUGCCAAGGAGACCCAAGAGGCCUCAGACGUCACAGAGACAGAGACCACGACAGCGAAGAGUGAUGCAGCUACUACGGAAGAGACAGAGGCGAAGAAGGAAGAAGAAAUAGUCGACGCCGAUGUAGCCACAUCGUCGACAUAA